AUGAAGGGUGCUGCCAAUGGUACAUUGCUAUGUAUAAGUGUAUCGAUACAACAGGAAACCAGAAAUCGAGUGCAUAGGAACAGCUAUAUGUCAAGGUUUCUCAAGCGGGGAUGCCAGCACCCCUGGGAACACAAGAUGGCAUGCCAGGACUGGGAGAGAGGGCAGGGUGAGAGGGGGUGCGAGACUGAGUACGAUGAGAUGAGGUGA
Messenger RNA from Anisakis simplex (herring worm), 207 nucleotides. NCBI's taxonomy places the organism in Eukaryota, Metazoa, Nematoda, Chromadorea, Rhabditida, Anisakidae. The record is from the annotation of a GenBank genome assembly.